AUGGAACCCAUCGUGUUAGACCAAGGUACUGGAUUUGUUAAGAUUGGAAGAGCAGGGACCAAUUUCCCCGACCAUACGUUCCCUUCAAUGGUUGGACGUCCAAUCUUAAGAGCUGAGGAACGUACUGUGGAAGGUGACUUAGAGAUCAAGGACAUUAUGUGUGGUGAUGAGGCGGCAGCAAUGAGAAGUAUGCUUCAAAUUUCAUACCCAAUGGAAAAUGGAAUCAUCAAGAAUUGGGAAGAUAUGGAACACCUUUGGGAUUAUGCAUUCUACGAACGUAUGAAAAUAAAUCCACAAGGUCGAAAAGUGUUGUUGACCGAACCUCCAAUGAAUCCAUUGAAGAAUAGAGAGAACAUGUGUAAUGUGAUGUUUGAGAAGUACAACUUUGGAGGCGUUUAUGUUGCAAUCCAGGCAGUGUUGGCACUUUAUGCUCAGGGGUUGUCAUCUGGUGUUGUUGUUGAUUCUGGUGAUGGUGUUACGCAUAUUGUGCCGGUCUACGAAUCUGUUGUUUUGAACCACCAGACCAGGAGACUGGAUGUUGCCGGUAGAGACGUCACUAGAAAUUUGAUCAAUUUACUCUUAAGAAGAGGCUAUGCCUUCAAUAGAACAGCAGAUUUUGAUACGGUUAGACAAAUAAAGGAACAGCUAUGUUAUGCCUCGUAUGAUUUGGAUUUCGAUACCAAGCUAGCAAACGAAACUACAACUUUGGUCAAGAACUUCGAAUUGCCAGAUGGUAGAGUUAUUAAGAUUGGCUCUGAGAGAUUUGAAGCCCCAGAAUGUUUAUUCCAACCAUCUCUUGUUGACAUUGAACAGCCAGGUGUUGGAGAGGCGCUUUUCAAUACCAUUCAAUCCUGUGAUGUUGAUAUUAGAUCGACCCUUUAUAAAUCCAUUGUUUUAUCAGGAGGUUCUUCAAUGUACCCGGGAUUACCUUCAAGAUUGGAGAAGGAACUAAAACAGUUGUGGUUCACAAGGGUUUUGAAGAAUGAUCCUACUCGAUUGGAUAAAUUCAAAGUUAGAAUUGAAGACCCUCCACGUAGAAAGCAUAUGGUUUUCAUAGGUGGUGCUGUUUUGGCUAACAUCAUGGCCGACAAAGAGCACAUGUGGAUAACCAAACAAGAAUGGGAAGAACAGGGUCCAAGAAUUUUGGACAAGUUAGGUCCUCGUUAG
Pichia kudriavzevii is the source of this 1167-nucleotide messenger RNA. RefSeq lists its product as uncharacterized. The record is from RefSeq and is a predicted model, not a curated record. The transcript has a single exon. NCBI's taxonomy places the organism in Eukaryota, Fungi, Ascomycota, Pichiomycetes, Pichiales, Pichiaceae. Gene Ontology annotation, biological process: Arp2/3 complex-mediated actin nucleation. Gene Ontology annotation, molecular function: actin filament binding. Gene Ontology annotation, cellular component: actin cortical patch; Arp2/3 protein complex. Bases 1 to 1167 code for a protein of 388 amino acids.